Molecule: messenger RNA, 3071 nt
Organism: Polychytrium aggregatum
Lineage: Eukaryota; Fungi; Chytridiomycota; Chytridiomycetes; Polychytriales
Exons: 7
Biological process (GO): regulation of DNA-templated transcription
Molecular function (GO): RNA polymerase II cis-regulatory region sequence-specific DNA binding; DNA-binding transcription factor activity, RNA polymerase II-specific
Source: RefSeq, a predicted model, not a curated record
CAUCCCGAGCCAACCUGCAUUCGUUGUCGGGGGGCGAGCCUCUGCCCCCGCGGGUCUUGUCCGUCGUUGCGGUGUGCCGUUCUCGACGGCCGCUUGUCCUCCAGCGCCGUUCUUGUCCGUCUGGAUAUUCCGUCGUCUUCUUGCCCCGAUCGCCGCUGCCCAUACCCAUCGUCUCCAGCAUCCCGUCUGUCUGUACCUGGAUUCCCGCCGUCGCCGCCAGUACGGACCCGUCUUUCCAGCCGAACCCCGCAUCGUUUCCGUCCCUGUUGCUCGAAGCGUAGACGCUCGAGUGCCAGUUGCUUUUAUUUCUUUUUCUUUUUCUUUUGCAAGGUUCGAUCGGCCUCGAGCCCCUCUAUCCUGCGCUUGCGCUCCAUCUCAGCUUCGGCACCGCCGCCACCCGCUCCAAUUUCCAAACUGCUCUCUCCGUUCCACAUGGCCAACACAUCGUUCGAGUCCAUGCCGUCCUCGGGUGUCGAUCGGCUGCACCCUUCCCACCCAGACCCCAGCUUUGUCGGCCUCUAUCCCUUAAAGUCCUCGCAGAACGACCCGUUCAUCCCCUUUGCGUCGCAGUCGUCCUCCGCUCAGGGCACCAGUCCGCUCCUCCUGCAGCAGCAAUACCCCCUGUCCCUUUCCAAGAACGAUCCGAGCCACCCUACCUUCUAUGCAUCAGCCUAUGACAAUGCCGCCCCGUCUGGGUACGGCAGCAUUAUGCCCUCGAGCGCCGUCUUUCCGUCACCAACAUCAACCCUGUUCGAGCGCUCCAUCGGUGUUCUGGCAUCGAGCUUUUUGGAUCAGAUUGGUGUCGAAGGUCCCUUCGACGAUAUUUCCUUCUCCCUCAAUGGCUAUGGCUCCUUCCUUGGCCCGAACGGCCUGCGGUCCGAUCUGGAUCCGGCGGCCAGCGGCCUCGAUGAUUUGUCCAUCCCGGAGCCACUUGAUUUUUCAUCGUUCAUAGCCGCCCCGCCAGACAAAAAAUCUGCAGAUCUGUCGGCCAUGGCCUUCCCGGGCACCUCUGACCCAUCACUAGAGCAAGCGGCCCCGGAUGCCCUUGGUGGCGACCUCAGGGCCGGCGAAGUUGCCCUCGACAAGGUCGACUUUUCCUCGGGUAUGACUCUCGGAUUCGACGAUCUGCAAAACAACCCCACCUUUGAAUUCAUUGUUGGCGACUUCCUCAACGGCAUCGAUCGAAAGUCCAUGGCCGACCCAGCCGAUCUGUCCUUUGACUUUGCAUCCUCGAUCGUCAAGACCAUGAACGGCCUCGCUCCAAGCUUUGCCAGUCAGGCCAACCCUGCUGUCCCAGUGGUCUACCACGAGAAUAUGCUGAUGGUUGGCUCCAAUGAAGGCGCCGACGCCCUCAGCAGCGUUCCUAUGAGCGAUGGCAUUUCCGUGAGCAACGAAUGCUCGGAACGUGCCCCGACUGUCCAGCGCGGCAUCGACUCGUCGCUGCCGGACCUUUAUCCUGGAGGCAUCCAUGCGCACGAGCCCACAGAUCUGCCCACGCCGUCAACGUCGCCCAACUACCAGGCCGUGGUCUCGAAUGCAGCCACCCCUACCACUGGCCUUGUGGUCAACUCGCCAAUGUCGCUUCCCACUCACCCCGACGCUGCGGCCCCGUCCCUCGCGGGCUAUAUUCCGCCCGAAGGCUCAAUCUUGCACCCCACCGCGCUCGACUACCUGUCACCAUCCGAGCCCAGUCAACGGAUAGGCGGCGGCCCCAUUCGCACAUCGUCGACGGGAUCGGCUCGCUCCCAUGGAAACUAUACCCACCUCCCCCACGCCCAUCCGUACUCGAUCCCCGCCAGCGCCACUGCCUCGGCCCUUGCCGCCCCCGCUGCCUAUGCCCUGCACCCACACCAGAAGCUGCGCCACCACGUCGCAAGCACCAAGCCGAAAACCAUGAGCAUGAUCAGCUCCCAGAGCCAUCCCCACUACCGACCGCAGUCUGCCAUUGUCCGCCAGUUCUCGCAGUCUUCAUCCGACGGCACCGGCUCCCAGCCACAGGUGGCCGGCGUCCGCUCCGUGGCCUCGCCCUCUUCGCAGUACCGACAGAGCCCCAGCUCUGGCACCAUUGCGCCUGGCGUCCUGCAAGGCGAUGCUUUCGAUGGCCUGAGUGCUCAGAACCCAUACGUCAACGGUAUGGCCCUGGCGCUUGGCCGCGACGUCUACCACGGCCACGAACUGGGCCUCUACCAGACGCACCCUUACGGUGUCCGAUCCUAUGGCUACGUCCGCCCCAUGGCAGCCACCUAUAUCCGCCCGGACCAGAUGGAGAUGUCUGGGCAAGGCUUUGGCUGCACCCUGUGCCCCACUGGAGUCUCAUUCGCCUCGGUCGAGCUGUUGAAGCAGCACCAGAUCCAAGUUCACAACACGGCUGUUGUCACGGCCCAGCACCAGAGCUACCCCGCCACGGCCUCCAAGUUGCAGCAGUCCCCCGACGACCGCCACUCUGGGAGCCUGGCCAACCCCGGUGCCUCGCCAUCGUCCUCGAGCGACCGAUCGCCAGUUCAUACCCCUAACCAGUUCUCGAAAUCAUCACGCCGUCGACUCGCCGACGAAUCGGCGCCCGUGUCCGAUGCUGAGGACCUUGAUGACGAGGAUGACGACCUCGACGACGACGAGCAGAACCCGAACAAGGGCUCGUCCGAGAACACCCCAGGCAAGAACAAGGUGUACUACUGCAAGUUGUGUCCGCAGACCUUUAGCCGGAGCCAUGAUUUGAAGCGGCACUAUUACAUCCACACCCAGGAGAAGCCCUUCCACUGCAAUCUCUGUGGCAAGGGUUUCUCGCGCAGAGAUGCCCUGCGGCGGCACGAAAAGUCGGUCAUGGAGGGAAAGAAGGUCCAGUGUAUCGGCAGCGGCAUAGGAGUCCGUGGUGACGGCAGUGGCUACAUGAACUCUGCGACCCUUACCGCCGCGCAGAUGGGAUAGACUGGCUCUGUCCCGCACCGCACGCCACCGCCCUCUCCAACAUCCAACGCCUUUCCGUCGCCGCCGUCACCGGCAUCCAUUUCUCAGCGUCAAACAAGCUAUCAAGCAAUCAAGCAAUCGUCACCCCCCUCUCCCCCAGUCACUUG